Papilio polytes (common Mormon) is the source of this 2187-nucleotide messenger RNA. Its product is annotated as proton-coupled amino acid transporter 4-like. The transcript is spliced from 10 exons. Bases 130 to 1506 code for a protein of 458 amino acids. Gene Ontology annotation, molecular function: amino acid transmembrane transporter activity. NCBI's taxonomy places the organism in Eukaryota, Metazoa, Arthropoda, Insecta, Lepidoptera, Papilionidae. The record is from RefSeq and is a predicted model, not a curated record. Gene Ontology annotation, biological process: amino acid transmembrane transport. Gene Ontology annotation, cellular component: vacuolar membrane.
AAGAAAGAAGAAAGACGGAAGAUGUCAAUCAGAACUUUUCUUUUUUACAUUUUCGAUUUGUUUCAUUGAAAUUCGUUGCAGACUUUAUCUUUGAUAUACAUAUUUUUUUUUAUUUAAACAGCGAAUAAAAUGGCGAAAACACCUCAAGACACACCACGCGUAUUUCAAUUGGUUGCAAGAACUCAGGCUGAAGAAGAUGCCUACGAUAUAAAAGCGAACAGAAAACAACCCAAGCCAUCGGGGUUGAUUGGAUCAAUAGCUCAUUUAGUGAAAGGUGCAUUGGGUGGUGGUAUCCUGAGUGGGCACGUUGCCUGGAUGACAGCAGGACUGUGGGUGGCCAUGCCAGUCUCACUGUGCUGCGGAAUCUAUAUGUUCUACUGUCUUAAUAUAUUAGUGAUGUCGGCUCAGAUAUUGUAUAAAAGGACUAGAGUUCCGUCCAUGACAUACUCGGAUGUCGGUGAAGCGGCUUGCGCGUGCCAUUCAAAUGAAUCUAUCAGGAAAUUGGCAAAGACUUUCAGGUAUAUGAUAGACGCCAUGAUAUGCAUAGAUUUAUUUGGAUCUUGCGCCACUUAUCAGAUUAUUAUAGCAAAAUCAUUAAAACAAUUAGUGGAGAAUACGCAAACGACGUCAAUGGAAGGCGCACAUGGAAUGCCUGGUUUGCGAUUCUAUUUGGCUUGCUUGAUACCAUUCGUGAUAAUGAUUUGUUUAAUCAGACAUCUGAAAUGGCUUGCGCCGCUGUCAAUUGUCGCUAAUAUUUUUCCAGUGUUUUGUAUUAUGGUGGCAGUGUACUACGCUUUUGAAAAUAACCCAACUUUCACGGGCAUGGUUCCUUAUACAUCGUUAUACAACUUUUUUGAAUUUAUCGGUAUGGCCGUGUUCAGUAUGUCUUGUGCUGCUGUUAUUAUCCCUAUUGAGAACAAUAUGAAGGAACCGGCUAAAUAUCGCAUCGCUUUAGGCACCGGCAUGACUCUUAUCAUAACUUGUGUGUUUUGCGUCUCUUUCUUUGGAUAUUCUGGAUACUUGGACAAAUGUGAAUCGCCAAUUACAGUCAACUUCCCGCUGAACGCACUCGGAAAGACACUGAAGGCAUCUAUUAUGGUAAUGAUCUAUGUGACUCAUGCACUCAACUAUUGGGUACCAUUUACAACUGUAUUUUACUAUAUGAAGAGGAAAUUGAAUCCUGCGAAACAUCUUAUGUGGGAGUUAUUUUUUAGAGGUCUUUUUGUUGCGAUUAUCGGAUUAGUUGCCAUCAUCUUUCCGACGAUUACCGCCUUGAUGGGUUUUCUUGGUGCAUUCUGUUUGUCAAAUCUGGCGUUCAUUUACCCUAAUGUGAUUUACCUGCUGGUGCACUGGGAGCGACCUGGUCUCGGUACUUACAGGUGGAGGUUGUGGAUAUCCUUAGUAAUGAUUACGGUCGGAAUCUUCUUCUGUAUAUGCGGUAGCUAUAUUAGUGCAGUCCAGCUAAUUUUAAUCGCCCUUAAUCCUUCCAAACGAUCAGAUAUAUAAGAAAAUAAAUUAAAUUCUAAAUUUUAAAUUAUAUAAAAAAACCUUUUUGGUAUUUUUUCUUGUUUUAUUAUCUAUACAUGUAACAUAACGAGUUAGAGGAAUAAAUUUUGAGUGCAUGUUACAGUAAAAAUACGAAUUCGGGCUAUUAUAAGAUUAGAGGAUAUUGUCUGUGAAACCUAAGAUUUAUCUAUUGAAAUUUCUUGAUUGAAAUAAUUUCUUUUAAAUGUUUGUUUUAUUUAGAAAUCAUUGGAUAUAUCUAGAUUUAUAUAUUAAGUGUUAAUAAACAGUUGAUUAAAAUAUGUAAUUUUUUUGUAAAGUUAUCAAAUCAAGUUAAUCUAGAUUUACAGCUUAAUUACCUCAAGGGUACUAAGUACCCUUUUGAAAAAUGAAACAUGCUGUAUAGGUUAACUCUUUCAUGUAUUUUGUGUUACUUUUAAAAAAUAUUAAACUAACUUAAAAUUAUUGGCUCUUUAUUGACACUUAAUGUGUAUUUGAAAAAAAAAUUAUGAAUUAUCAGCGAAUUGUAGUAAAUUCUCUUAAGUUAAAAUUUUGCCGGAAUUACUUGAAAUAUCUUAGUUAUUAUCGGUUAAUUUUAAGUUUCCCGGAAUUCGGGUAUUUACAGUAACACAGUUGAUAUUCGAUUUCUUACCUCUUGGUGACAAAUUAUUGCGUUGUUUUUCU